CUCAUGGCGGCUGCACCCGUCAGGCAGCGCUGCGGGCCGGGGGGAGCCCGCUCGUAGCUCCCGCCCUGCUACUACGAAGGAUACCUAGAAAAGAGAGGACCGAAAGAAAAGGCGGCCCGGCGACUGUGGACUUGUCUGUGUGGGAAUUCCUUGUAUUUCUUCAAUAAUGCCAAGGACAUUCAUUAUGUGGAGAAGCUGGACCUCAGUGGGUUUGUGUCCCUGAAGGACGACUGUAGCCGGGACAGAAACCUGGAGGCAGCCAGACUCAUCUUGCGCAUGAAGGAUGGAGAGACCAAAAUCACAGCACCUAACUUGGAAUCAAGGGAGCUGUGGAAAGGUUUCCUCUACUCCGUUGUAGAUCUGAAUGUCCCCUCCUGUCUCACGUUGCUGCCGGGCCAGCUGCAGAUGCUGAAGGAGAUGGUGGACAAAGAACGGUCCAGGCGGAGAAAUCGCACCCCCACACGUGCUCCGCCCUCGCGUGCUCCGCCCUCGCCCCUCUCCGUGCCUUUAGUGGGGGAGAUCCCACCGUGUUUUCGACCGGUGUCUCGAACAGAGGCUGAAGUCCUUCUCGAGAGACACCCAGACUGUGGCAACAUGUUGCUCCGUCCAGGCAGAGACGGAUGCUCACUGGCUGUCACCACCAGGCAGGACCUUAAUGGGUCGGUGUUCAGACAUUACCGUGUGACUCAGAGGGACCAAGGCGGUUAUGUCAUCGAUGUAGAAAACCCUAUUCCUUGUGCUACACUUCACGAGGUCAUCGACGCUCUGGUAGAGAAAACAGCGGGAACUUUGCAGCCUUUCCUGCUGGAGGAGCCGUACGAAGAGAAUAUCACAUACGUUUCCGCCAAUGAUGAAAACGGAGAAAGGAUCCUCCACACCGCCCCCUCCAGCCCUCUUCCCAGGGCUCCUGCCCUACCUCCGAAACAGGGUUUGUCUCUGCCACACACACAGACACACACACAGGCAGACUAUAAUAUAAUAAUGAGCUUUUGUUCCGUUGCAGACCGGUGGCCCGGCAGCCCCCUGUCCAGGUCUCCUGCCCCCGACCGCCGCAUCUUGACCUCACCAGCGCCGGCCUCGCCCACCAACCCGAUGAGACGGCUCAUCCUCUCCCCUUCCCCUCUCGCACAGACACUCAAUGAGGAACUCAAAAUGAAGUUUGAGAAGAGACGAGCUAGUCAGGAGUGAUUCACUCAUAAGGAACCAGCUCUUGUCAUAUCAUACUCAAUCUCCAGUGCCAAACCCCUUCUCACCACAGCUAUGUGUUCAUCCUGUGCCUUCGAGGUGGAAGAUAAGGGACUACAAAUAAUGCCAUAGGGAGAUACAAAAUAUUGGAAUUAGAUGGUUGAAUGAACUCUGGUAAACUCCAUAAGAGCCAGAUUGUCUGGUAAACACUGGAUUAGGUUCAGAAAACCUCAUAAAAGCGCAGCCUGCCUUGGUUUGGAAAACAAUCCACGAGUUCUUUGUCCACUUUCAUAACGCUGUUUACAAACUGCCUCUGAGCAAAAGAAGUAGUGCCACAUCACAUGAUCUUCCUUCAGAUCAAAAUCCACACUGAAUCUGGCAGCUAAACUUACCGGAGAAGCACUAACAUGUUCAGGACCACCAACUGAGCCUGCUGUGUUCGUGUCUAAGCCCACAUGUCUGGGUGCUGAGCUGCUGAUGUUACUGCUGCAACACUGGAGAAGAAGAAUAAACAAACCACAGACUGCCAAGAGCAACACCGGAGACCUGAGACACUUGAUCUGCUCUCACAGUAAAAUAACCACAGAUUGCUCAGGUUUCAGCUCCGGAGUUCUCUUCACCCACCUCAUGAUCAAAUGUUACGUGACUGAAAAAAAAGAACAAGUGUCCAUCACAGUCGAGCUGGCCAGAAUCUGAAAACUGCACAAUCUCUGCCUGCUGUUUGUGAUCGAUGAGCAACCAUGAACGUUGAUUCAAUGACACCGUUUUAUGACUCAACUUUAACCGUACUGUUGGUGCUUAUUUUAAAAGUGUUUCCUUAUUCUGUAUUCGUGCUGCUGUAUAAUGCCCUGACUCACCUGGGCUCUGACCUGCCUUCAGGUGAUUUCUGUUCCUCUUCAAGCCAAUGAUCUGUCUUCAUACGUGAGACUGCCCUCCAGUGGACUGUCUGUCAAGUGAAGGGAAAGAAACCUUAUCGGCCCACCGCCUUUACAAAGUACACAAGACUGAACCAGCCUUUUGGCUUCAUCAUACCACUUGUCUACCUUUUUUUAUAACAAAAUCAUAAUUGGUUCUAUCUGAAGGUGCUUCAACAUAACGUCAUGUAUUUCUACAUUAACAUGGAUUAUGCCAAUCGGCCAGUAGAUUUGUGUCUGAGUGGCAAACUGUGAUGACCCGACUCUUGUGUCCUCUGACGAUGAACAGUGUCUGUGUGUUUGUACAUGAUGUGUCUCGUCUACUGGAUCACUGAAAUAAUAGUGUUUGUUAGAUAUCAAGGGCAUUAAAUGGUUUUGCAUGGA
Molecule: messenger RNA, 2483 nt
Organism: Pseudoliparis swirei
Lineage: Eukaryota; Metazoa; Chordata; Actinopteri; Perciformes; Liparidae
Gene: stap2a
Product: signal transducing adaptor family member 2a
Exons: 10
Coding region: 277-1188 (303 amino acids)
Molecular function (GO): signaling adaptor activity
Source: RefSeq, a predicted model, not a curated record